This is a messenger RNA of Arachis ipaensis, 2261 nucleotides long. RefSeq names its product BTB/POZ domain-containing protein At3g22104-like. Gene Ontology annotation, molecular function: protein binding. The record is from RefSeq and is a predicted model, not a curated record. Lineage: Eukaryota; Viridiplantae; Streptophyta; Magnoliopsida; Fabales; Fabaceae.
AGUAAAUACAUUGGUCAGAUUCAAUUAUGAUUUUCUAUGAUAAUUAAUUAUUAUUAAUAACCACGAGUAAUGAGCAUAGUCACACUCAACCAAUAUGUCUCUUUCUUUAUUUAAUUUGUGGCUAGAAAAUCAAUGAAAGGAUAAACUAAUUACUGUUAGAUAUUUAUAUAUGGUACUUAGACAUAAUGAAUAUGACUCGUUCAAUUCAUACAAGAAAAGGUCUAAUUCUGACUCUAGCUAGUUUGAAAUUAAAAUUGAAAUUCAAGUCUUUUAAUAUGAAGAUUUGUUGUGUUAAGGAAUUUGGCAAAUGUAGAGAGAAAGUGUAUACAUGUUUUUUCUAGUAUCCACCAACAUCAUUCUUCUCUUUCUACAGUAACUGAUGAUCCUUUUUACAUACAUGUUCCCACCAAGUUUCCUUUCUGAUUAUAUUAUAUUAUAUUAUAGCCUUUCAAGCCCCCACAAAUUUAUUUCAAUUCUCAUCACCACUUGCAUGCUUAGCUUCUUUGAAAUUACUAAUCACUUUAGCCUGUGGAACAAACAUGGAGUUGGAAGCUUGCUGUGAUGUUGAAGUUGAUAUCAAUGGAGAGGAAACUUUCAUGAUAAACAAGAAUAUUCUUACAACUUUUUGCCGUAAAUUUAGCAACUUAUUUGGCAAUCUGGUGGGAGAAAAAGUGAGACUCAAACUUAUAUUCAAUGACUUCCCGGGAGGUUCACAUGGUUUUGAGCUCGUGGCGCGGCUCUGCUAUUGUUAUAGCACUAGCAGUAGCAUGAGCAUGGAGCUAUUAUCUCCAACAAAUGUAGCACUUCUAUGUUCUGCUGCUGAUUUCUUGGAGAUUGAAUCUAUGGAAGCACCAAGCUUGAAGCCUCAUGUUGAGAAAUUUCUUCAAGGGAUUCGGUUCUGGACUUGGUGUGAGCUUCUUGAAGCAUUGAAACAAUGCCAAGGCCUAUUCUGUUCCAAGAGUUAUUCAUAUUCAGCAAUUGUUGAAAGGAUGAUUGUGGAUCAAUUGAUAGAGAGGGUUGCUUUUCCAAGAAUUAUUGCAAGUCCAUUUGCAUGUUCUUCUGAUAGAUCCAGCUUCCAAUUUUCCUGUGAUAGUAGCAGCAUCAAUAAUAGUAACUGCUCUUCUGUUGAUUCAUCAUCAUGGUGGUUUGAAGAUCUUGUGUUCUUGAAGAUUGGUUUGGUGGACAAGGUCAUAAGGGCAAUGAUAUCUCAUGAUUUUGAUCAUGCCAUUGUUUCAAAGUUUCUAUUCUACUAUCACAAAUCAAAUUCUCUUGGUGAUGCUGCAGAAGCAGAGAAGAUUGAGACAACAAAGGUUGUGAUCAAUCUUCUUUCCAUGCUCCAAGUUCGGUCGAUUCCAUGCAAGGAUUUAUUCGAUCUUAAUCGAAUUGCAACUAGCUUGAAGAUAAGCAGAUGCUGCAGAAAUGAGAUAGAAAAACUCAUAGGUGCUCUGCUGGAUCAAGCAACAAUUGAUUAUCUGAUUCUUCCAUCUCCAAAUGGAAUGAAUCAUGCAUAUGAUGUUGAUUUUGUCCUAAGGGUGAUGCAUACAUUCUUCUUUGGAGGUAGUGCCGAGUUAACUUCCAAUAAUCGGCUUAAGAGAGUUGUGAAAAUGUUGCAUUUGUUCCUACUAGAAGUUGCUCCUGAUCUCCAUCUCAAACCUUGUGAAUUUGAAGCAUUGAUUAGAGUGGUUCCAGAUGCUGCAAGGGAAUCUCAUGAUCAAUUAUACAUUGCCAUGGAUAUUUAUCUAAAGGUUCAUGCAGGAAUAAGUGAUCAUGAAAAGAUGAGAAUAUGUUCCACAUUGAAGCAUGAAAAGUUGUCAGCUGAAGCUGUGAGACAUCUUAGUAGAAAUCUGGCAUUUCCUUUAGAAACAAAACCAAGAUUAAAUGUAAAUAGACAAAGCCGAAUGAAAAGCCUGCUGCAGGAAAAUGAUCACUUGAAAAGCUUCUUUGACUCCAUGUUUCUCAAAAGCUUCAAGAACAUUAUCAUUGAUGUGAAAGAGGAUGCUGAAAAGAGAACAAUAUUGUAUGAUGGUGAUGAAGGAAUACAUAAUAGUGGGACCCAAUUGGCAAGUCUAAAGAAGACAGAAAAUCAUACUUUGAGUUUGAGCAAUGCUGCUGUUUAUUACUUGCCAAAAUUCUGUUCAUAAGAUUAGCUUAAUUUCUUAUAUGACACUCAAGUAUAUAUUUUCAAUUCAUUAUUCAUGUAUAAUAGAUUUGAUAUACGAUAUUAUUUAUUAAGAGUUGUUAGCUUGCUUGUUGUGUUUAAA